Chaetomium globosum CBS 148.51 is the source of this 2103-nucleotide messenger RNA. RefSeq lists its product as uncharacterized. The coding region runs from base 1 to 2103 and encodes 700 amino acids. Lineage: Eukaryota; Fungi; Ascomycota; Sordariomycetes; Sordariales; Chaetomiaceae. The transcript has 4 exons. The record is from RefSeq and is a predicted model, not a curated record.
AUGGAAGACCUUAUCGGGGACCCCUUCAUUUACAACCAGGCCGUGGCCCAUUCCCUGAGCGAAAUCGAGGACUGCGCGAUCGCCGUUGACGCCGCAUACUACCUUCAGCUGCAUCUCGAUGUCUUUCCGGGCAACGAGCCCCUCCUCCCGGCUCUCGGUGGCCUCACUGGGAUCCAGGGACGCCUUGAGAAUGAAUUGGACCAGUGGAAGGCUCAUAACAUCACCCCGUUCUUCAUAUUCGAUGGCCAAUCCAUGGCCGGCCAGGACGAGGCAGCAGUUAAACGUGGCCUAGCCAACCGCGUCAAGGCUGACAUUUCAUGGGACUUGUAUUUCACCGGUCGCGCCGCCGAGGCCGUGACGGCAUUUGGUCAAAGCACAAGGCAGAUGGCAUACUUCGAGAUGUGCGACUCGGACCAGUGUGCUGGCGUCAUGGGUUCUUCGGAGCUGCUGCUGUACCCAAUUCGAGACUGCGUCAUCCGCACCAUCGACUGGGAAAACAACUUGGUCUAUGCAGUUUCGAAGAAGCACAUCCUAAAGACGCUGAACGUCAGCGAGUCUCUGUUCAUUGACGCCUUCUUGAUGACUGGGACGUCCUUCCUACCGCCGUUUCUGCCUCUGACCGACCCAACAAUCAUCAAAACCCAACCCCACACGGUGGCUGACGCGGUUAAUAUGCUACGCACCGCCGAGAAGUCGGUAACACUUGUUUGCAGCAGCUUUCAGGACAUCCUGAAGGGCAAAGAGUCCAAUUGGCUUGACAAGUACCGCAAGGCCCGAAUGGCCGUCGAUCACUUCGUGUAUAUCGCCGAGAAUGGCGAGGUCAAGGUACACGAUUACGAACACCUAACGAACGACAAUCAUGAAUAUCUCGGCCUGCAGCUCCCCUCAGAGCUGUUCCACUACCUCAGCACAGGCCUGAUCGGACCACGCAUCCUUACCUGGAUCACCCAUGGCCAGUUGCACGUCCUGCCGACGCUUGAUGGAGUCGAUUCAGACGAGUAUAAGAAACUGGUGACAACACAAUCGGCCCGCAUCAAAGAGGCUGCCUUGAGUCUGGUUAUUCCUCGUCUGAACCGCGGCAUCGGAUUUAAGAAUAUCAGCAUGAAGGUCUGGUACGAUGCCGACUAUUCUUCCACGGUCUGGGACCGCCAGGAAGCCAAAGCCAACUUCACACGACAAGUUGCCAGUUGGAAAGUACACGAGGCAACCAUCAAGGAGAAUAUUCCCAACUUCGCCCAUGGCUCCAUCAUAUCUGAAGUCCUAGCAUUGAAGAAGCCGAAGUUUGCCGCGCUGACCCGCGCAAACCCCGAGGACAAGUUGAAGGGCGUCGAAUCGGCCGACCUGAUCAAGUCGAUCUGCAUUUGGAGAUUCCUGCAUAUUCGGGGCUACGUCGAUGACCAGCACGAACUCACCAGUUGGGGCUCUGCGCUGGCCACUGCGCUAGCCGCCAUUGAGCCGACGGCCAAGAAGUACCCCGAUUUCCCGCACCUGUACGAGUCCAUCCUUGUCGCGAUCGAGCUGAUUCGCUUCGAGCUCCUUAACACCAGAAACCCACAUGGCGAGCUGCGCGGUCUUGCCCUCAACGGCUCCGAAGCCGACCAGUUGAGCCUACUCCUGAUCAGCAGAUGCGCGAGUCUGCUCAAGCUCAGACAUCAGGCCAACGGAUACACGGGUCCCCUUAGCAAGAACCUCCUCGCAUUCCGCUCGCUCGUGUCCGAGGUGCGGUCCGCCGAUCGUGACCUCAUCGAAGCCAUUCUCGCCUCUAUGUUUAUGUAUGCUCAGGCCAAGCGGAACCGGGACAACAGUUGGGAGUUGAGCCAUCAACUUCCCUUCCUCUAUGAUCCGGACGUCGCCCUCGGUAUUGCGGUCAAGACGUAUCUUGACGAUCUCGUGCCGAAUGACCCCCACAAGAGCCAGAAGCUGGAGGAGUUCCCAGGUGUCUAUGUACCAUACGCUGUAUCGUUCACCGAGGACUUCAACGUGGCUUGUAACUUCUUCGAUGCGCUGCAUGCCGCCGUCAAGGAGCUAAAGCCCAAUGAUAUUCCGGCGAUCGACCGCUCUGCUUGGGACAGCGCCGCUCAAUACCUUGCGACGAGGCGGUAA